Haliotis rubra (blacklip abalone) is the source of this 1707-nucleotide messenger RNA. Its product is annotated as transcription initiation factor TFIID subunit 10-like. The record is from RefSeq and is a predicted model, not a curated record. Gene Ontology annotation, cellular component: transcription factor TFIID complex; nucleus; SAGA complex. Lineage: Eukaryota; Metazoa; Mollusca; Gastropoda; Lepetellida; Haliotidae. Gene Ontology annotation, molecular function: promoter-specific chromatin binding; RNA polymerase II general transcription initiation factor activity. Gene Ontology annotation, biological process: transcription initiation at RNA polymerase II promoter. Bases 133 to 531 code for a protein of 132 amino acids. The transcript is spliced from 4 exons.
CAUAUCACUAUCGGAACAUCGCUCGACAACCUUGUUCUCCUUCGGAAAGACCGCCAAAGUUGAUUUCUACGUAACUGCCCGAGAUUAUCCGAUCUCUUAAACUUUGGACAGAGUUAUCUAUCUUGAUCCAAAAUGUCUACCGAUGAAAAUUCAGCUACGAGUUCUCAGUCUCAACCGGGAUCUGGGGCCCCUCCGCCGGAGGUUAAAACGGCAGGAAUUCCGCUAAGUGAUUUUGUACUUCAACUGGAAGAUUAUGCGCCAACUAUACCAGACUCUGUUACCGGGUUCUAUCUAGGCAGAGCAGGUUUUGAGGCAUCAGAUCCACGGAUAAUUCGCCUCAUCUCAUUGGCUGCACAGAAGUUCAUCUCUGACAUCGCGAAUGAUGCUCUACAACACUGCAAGAUGCGGGCUUCAGGCCAGAGUUCGAAGAAACAAGGGAAGGACAAGAAGCAUAUUUUGACAAUGGAAGACCUGACACCUGCACUUUCAGAGUAUGGUAUUAAUGUAAAGAAGCCAUGUUACUUCUACUGAAGACCAACAGCCACACUCAUGCUUGGUGUCGUUCUGUCAUUGCUCGGGGAACUUUCUGAAAUGUUUCGGGUUCUUCCAGGUGCUGAUCAAUUUACUAACAGGGAUCUUUAAGAAACUAACUUGGUGAAUCUAAGUUACUCUUUUAGAGUAAUUUGAAAGAAGAUUUUUAUUUCAAACUAAUUUAUAAUACUGAUGAUACCUUACUUUGAAGAUAAUUUUUAGAGGUAAUAUGAGUACCAGCAUUGUGUACUUGUUUGAAUCCAGAUGGUAAGGAGUUAUGAUUCAUGAAGUGGAUAACUGACAGUUUAAACAGUGAAUUAGGUCUCUGUAUUAACCUGGACAGAUUGUAUAUAUUAAGGGUUUGGUGCCAUCAUAUGUUAAGUGACAUACGAGUAUCCACUAGUCUAUGUUCAGGGAAAUACCAUUGCAUCAUCCACGGUACAUAUUCAGCUGGGGCUAUACCAUCCUCGAAAAUCUCCAGGGUAUACGUUCCGAUAAAUCUCCACUAGUACCCUGGAUGCAUCUACGGCUCGGCCUGAUAAUUGUAUUACCUCCCUUUGCUGUGUUUUUAUCCAAUAAGGUGUUUACGCUGGGAAAUUGAGCGUACCAAUCACAAGGCUAUCAUCAUAACUCACUUCCCUAUAUCUCUGUCACAUAGCUAGCAAACCUUCGCGGCUACGGCCGCCAUCUUUGUUGACACUGGCAAGCUCAGUUGUAACGGUUUAUCUGAUUGGCUACAGUGAGAAGGCAGAGCCAGCAAAGGGAGGUAAUACAAUUAUCGAGCCGAGCCGUACAUGCAUUCAGGUAGUGGAGAUUUAUUGGAAUGUAUACCCUGGAGAUUAUCGAGGAUGGGACUAUACACAGGAACUGGGAAUCUAAGCCAUAGUAUUUAUUGGGCCAUAUUUCUGUUACUAUCAUGUCAUCUUGCAUGUUAAACUUCUCAAAAAUAGUUUAGAAGCACUGGAUUCUUUCAUAUGACUACCAUGACAUAUCAACUUUAGUAAUAUGAAACAAUUGGGCACUUGUAAACUUUAUUUGGAGUAGUUUAGUCCAUGCUGGUUCUUAACUAGUUGCUCUUGUAAAAUGUAACAUCAUGAUGGUUGUAUCUUUGUUUCCAUGGUAACUGUUACUGUGGCAACUGGAUACACAUUAGUCGUAAGUUCAUCUGUCAUGUGG